AUGUCAAACGCAGACAUGUUCCCCGACGGCUUCCUCAAAUUCGGCGGCCGUGGCGGACCUCCACCACCAGGCAUCAUGAGGCCACCGCCGGCCCCACCAGGGAUGGGAGGUCCUCCUCGCCCAGGGCCAAAUAUGAUGCCUCCGCGCCCACAGCACAACCCGGUAAUGGCCCAGCCCAACAUGGGGCAGCCCAUCACCAGACCACCACCCAUGACGCCACGCCUCGUGAGGAGGCGCAGCACACACGAGAUCUCGGAUCUGCGCGACGAGUUUCGCUCCCCCGAGGACUGCCGCGAUCGGUUGACGACAUACUAUGUCUUCCGCAUCGAGCCGGUCGAGGGUGACGAGGGCCACACGGUCGAGGGGGAAAAGAUCCAAUCGACUUGGAUGAAUGCUCACGUCACCGAGAUCCAGGACCUGCCCCGCAAGGAGAUCAUUCGACAGAUCCGCCAGCUGAACAAGGCAAGCGACAGUGGAGUCGCCGAGAAGAAGAAGGGUAUGGGCUCCGGUCAGCAGCGGCAGAUCGAAAGGGCACGCAGGAAGCUCGAGAUGGAUGAGCUAACUGACCCCGAACGGUUUGAGAUCACUCUUGUUCAGUUGGACGACAAGCGCCGAGAGUUGACGGACAAGGAGUAUAAGAAAUACGAAAAGAAGCUACAUGGUGGCGCCAAGCCUGGGACAACGUCCAUCACCACCGUGCUCAUAUCCAAGCCCAACGGCCAGGUCAAAAAGAAGAAAAAGAAGAUGGAGAAGCGUGUCUCCAUCACUGCUUACUUCAAGAAUGCGCCCAAGCCUGGUGUAGAUGUUGAGACCUUGCUCAAGGAGAGGGAAAUGGAGGAAGAUAUCAAGGCUCAGAGGAUACAUCAUGGGAUCGAUGGUCUACUGGGACCACAUGAUUUCCCUCCAGAUUCCUUGAUAGAUCAAAUGGCACGUUUCCCGCAAGGUCCUCCCCAAGUGCAGUUUCCCCCUCCAGGCCAGAUCAAUGCCAGUCUUGGACCGCAGCGUCAAGGGCCUCCUCCUCCUCCUAGAAUGCCUGGCGGUCCACCACCGCGUCCGAUGCAGAACGGGCACCCUCUGCCACCUCGACCGCCAGUUAGUCGACCUGGUCCUGCUGGUCGACUUGGCCUUGUUGGUGGGCCCGGUCCGGUUGGACGACCUCCAGCUGGUCGACCUCCAGUUGGUCAACCCAGAACCGCUAACCAUGGGCGAGACGGCCGUCGGCGCGACCGGAGCGAUUCUUCCAGCUCCGAAUCGGACUCUGGCUCCGAAUCAGAAAGCAGUGGAUCCUCCAGCAGUGGCUCGUGGUCGGGCAGCGAGGAUGAAGUCAGCAUGCCAACCUCUCACGGCUCCACCUCUGACGGUCGGCGCAGGAAGCGUCAGAGAGGCCCCAAGAAAUAUGUUCAGGGCUCCGAAUACCAUUCCCGAGCCAACAGCCGCAGACGCAACCAAAACGAGGGCGAAUACAUGUGUAAAGUGCAUGGCGGCAGGCGUCAGCAAAGUCAGACCUCUCGGAGACAGCCACAAAGAAUCAUGCCUCGCGUUCCCAACGCGCCAACAUCUGCGCCAGUCAUCGUCCAGCACCCAAUGAUGCAGCAACAUCAGCCGCCGCAGCCGCAGCAGCAGCAGCAGCAGCAGUAUCAAGGAUACCAGCAGCAGUCAGUCCUUCACCAGCAGCCCAUGGUUCCUGCCGUCGACAUCCAAGAGGCCUACAACAGGGGCCGGAUACACGGAAAGGCCGAGGAGCGUGAGGAGACGCGUCUGAUAGACGAAGCCUCCGUGGCAACCAACCGCCGGCUACCCGAAAGGCUGGCCGCUCAGCCCCGCUACCUGCCAGUACAAAUGCCGGGGGUGCGACUAGUCGAGCCGGUGCGGACGCAACGAGAGAUUGCUGCCGAAAUCGAGCUCGAGGAGCGAGAACGUAUCGCCGCGGCUGCAGUGGCUGCCGAGAGGAUCAGGGUGGAAAAGGAGAGACACGCCGCGGACGCAAAGGCUCGCGCUGCGUGGUAUCGACAGCGGGAGGCGGAGCGUCAGGAAGAAGAAUACUGGCGCAAAGUCGAAGAGCAGGAGGAGCGAGAGCGGGCGGCCAGAUUGGCAGUGGAGCGGGAGAGGCGCACUUACGCCGCCUACAUGCGCGACCCUUCUCCAGAUAUCAAUCCUUUCCCGAGACCGCCGGUGAGGAAGCCGACGGUAUCAUAUCGGGAUCGGGACACGUACCAUUAUUAUGAUAGUUGA
Messenger RNA from Pyricularia grisea, 2232 nucleotides. RefSeq lists its product as uncharacterized. Lineage: Eukaryota; Fungi; Ascomycota; Sordariomycetes; Magnaporthales; Pyriculariaceae. The coding region runs from base 1 to 2232 and encodes 743 amino acids. The transcript has a single exon. The record is from RefSeq and is a predicted model, not a curated record.